UUGCAUUGCGCUGCGUCAACGAAAUUCGACCAGCUCAGAGACGCUCAAAUCCAGCGGAUUGAUUCGCACAUCUCGAUCUCGACGGCAUUGCGUAUUUGAUUCGUCGAGCUUUGUUGAUGGCCGCUUUCUCGAACGUUUCUUGGAAGAAGCCACGCUUCCAGCUUGUCACUGGCAAGAAAACGGAGCCAAACAAGCAUCUGUCUGUUUCUCUUCGAUACGAUUUCCAUCCGAGUCCUUCAUCGUCAUCAACUCGAGCUCUUCGCUUCCGCCCCUCGACCCUCGACAUCUCGAAUCUCCCCCCUUCCGCUCCUCGCCAUCCGAUAAAUGCCAGACGCCACGGCUUCAGGUGCCGACACGGGCGGUGCUGCUCGCUCUCGCGAGCACAACCAGGGCAACCAGGGCCGCACGUACACUGUCGAGCAGAAGGCGGCCGUCCUGCGCAUCCGGAAAUGCAAGCCCACCGCCUUUUACGACAUCCUGGGCCUCGAGGCCGUCCGCACCACCUGCACCGAUGCGGACAUCAAGAAGGCGUACAGGAAACAGUCGCUGCUGACGCACCCCGACAAGAACGGCCACGAACACGCCGAUGAGGCCUUCAAGAUGGUCAGCCGCGCCUUUGGCAUCCUGGGCGACAAGGAGAAGCGGGAAAAGUACGACAAAUACGGCACCGAUCCGGACAGCCGCUUCGAGAGCGCCCGCGCACAGAACCCAUUCUCAGGCUUCGGGUCGCGACAAGCUGCGGCGGCGGGAGGCGGUGGCGGCGGCUGGGACGAUGAGAUGACGCCCGAGGAGAUGUUUGCGCGCUUCUUUGGCGCUGGGGGUGGUCCAUUCGGCGGAGGAGGCUUUGGAGGUCCCCAGUUCGUCUUCAACUUUGGUGGCGGCCCCGGUAUUCGAGUGCACCAAUUCGGCGGCGGCAUGCCUCGAGCGAGACCCCGAGAGGCCCAGGGAGCGGCUCCUCAGCAAGAGCAGCACGGCCUUCAGACGCUGCUCGGCCUGCUCCCGAUCCUCCUCUUCUUUUUCCUGCCCCUCAUCACCUCCCUCUUCUCUGGCGGUUCCUCCACCCCCGCCACUCCGCGCAUGGUUUUCGACAGCCCGCAAGCUCCCUUUACUGAGGGCCGCACGACGCCCAAUCUCAACGUCAAAUACUUUGUUGUACCCUCCGAGGUGGCCUCAUAUAGCAAAUCCAAGUUGCUUCAGCUGGACCGGACAGCCGAGCUGAAUCUGGUGCGGCAGCUGCGGUACGAGUGCGAGAACGAAAUGAUGCACAAGAGACAGCUGAGAGAUGAGGCCACCGGUUGGUUCUACCAGGACCCAGUCAAGAUGGCCGCUGCCGAUGCGUAUAAGAUGCCCUCGUGCCAGCGCCUGGAGACUUUGGGCGUGAGCCGGUCAUAAAAAAAAAGCCGCGUGGGCACUUUUCAUGAGGAAUUACGGACAUCAAAGACACUUGUUGAUAUGCUAUUUUAUAUAUUUCUUUGUACGAUGGCGAGAGAAUACGAAGCUUGUAUGGCAUGGAUGAGCAUGAGCGAGUAGAGCGACGUUGAUGGCGUGUGAGGAUACAUGUAGGGCUCCAUUCAUAUACCUUAUGUAUAUCUUUAUAAUUAUAUCAUAUGAUAUU
Messenger RNA from Trichoderma citrinoviride, 1615 nucleotides. RefSeq names its product DUF1977-domain-containing protein. The record is from RefSeq and is a predicted model, not a curated record. Gene Ontology annotation, molecular function: Hsp70 protein binding. The transcript is spliced from 7 exons. Gene Ontology annotation, cellular component: endoplasmic reticulum membrane. Lineage: Eukaryota; Fungi; Ascomycota; Sordariomycetes; Hypocreales; Hypocreaceae. The coding region runs from base 325 to 1392 and encodes 355 amino acids. Gene Ontology annotation, biological process: cellular response to misfolded protein.